Plodia interpunctella (Indianmeal moth) is the source of this 3203-nucleotide messenger RNA. Its product is annotated as glutamate receptor ionotropic, delta-2. Gene Ontology annotation, molecular function: ligand-gated monoatomic ion channel activity. The record is from RefSeq and is a predicted model, not a curated record. The transcript has 14 exons. Bases 74 to 2542 code for a protein of 822 amino acids. Gene Ontology annotation, cellular component: membrane. NCBI's taxonomy places the organism in Eukaryota, Metazoa, Arthropoda, Insecta, Lepidoptera, Pyralidae.
CUGAAACCUAAACAGUGUUAUCGGUAUUUAUAACGAUAACACUAUUUAGAUUUCUGGCAUUCAGUUCAUCACAAUGAUUCAUAUCGCGUUUGUUUCGCCCAUCGAGGUUUUAUUGCAAACAAUCAUCAAUCAAUAUUUAGGCAUAUCAUACUGUUUGACUGUAGUAGCGGAAACACCUAUAAACUGUAUGUACCCUGUAAGUUUUACUUACAUAGUUCCAAAUGACAACUUAACUGGUCAAAUGCUUGAUGUAUCGGAGAAGGGAUGUUCAGAUUAUAUAGUGCGAGUAAGAGAACCGAACUUGUUCAUGGUUUCUUUUGACGAAGUCAAUCAGUUGGGAAAUACUAGAAGAAGUAAUAGAAAAAUAGUUUUUCUGCCUGCAGAAAAUGAUGAAUACGAUACUAAUAAAUUAUUAGAUAUUUUAUCCUUGAAACAGACAAGCUUUGUUCCUCAUCUCCUAAUGAUAGUUCCGUCAGCUAAUAUAUCGGGCGAUGAAUGUCAAUCAUACGAUCUUGUGACUCACAAUUAUGUUGGUUCCGACGACGAAAGCAGUCAGCUAGUCAACUUGGAUCAAUGGAACUCUUGCACUGAUAAAUUUCAUGGCAAUGUGAAUCUCUUCCCUCAUGACAUGUCUAAUUUGUACGGGAAGACGUUCAAGAUAGCUUGUUUCACAUACAAACCAUAUACUUUGUUGGAUAUUGAUAGUAUAGAACAUGAAAUAACAGGACGUGACGGCACAGAAAUGAGAGUUAUGGACGAAUUUUGCAAAUGGGUGAAUUGCACAGUUAAAAUAAUAAGAGAUGACGACCACGAAUGGGGUGAAAUAUACGAGAACCGGACUGGUGUGGGUAUUCUUGGCCAUGUUGUGGAGGAUCGCGCUGAUGCCGGAAUAAGUGCUUUGUAUUCAUGGUAUGAAGAAUACGUACAGUUGGAUUUUUCGAUUCCAACUGUAAGAACUGCCAUAACUUGUGUUGCCCCUUCGCCCAGAUUGUUAGCAAGCUGGGAGAUGCCAUUAAUGCCAUUUAACUUGAACAUGUGGAUAGCAUUAAUAUUUACAUUCAUUUUUGCGUGUAUAUGUCUUACAAUAGCUAAAAGGUGUUCUUCAGAUAGGGUUGGACUAACAACAUUUGGUAUGCUGAUUACUCAAUCUCAGCCCGAGUCCGCCGUUGGCACGACCUGGCGCAUCAGAAGUGUUACUGCGUGGCUUCUGAUAUCGGGUUUAGUUUUAGACAAUGCUUACGGAGGAGGUUUAGCUUCGGUAUUUACAGUGCCUAAAUAUGAGCCAUCUAUAGACACUGUACAAGAUUUAGUUGAUAGAGGAAUGCAGUGGGGGGCUACACACGAUGCGUGGAUAUUUUCUAUAACAAAUUCACAUGAUCCAUUAAUCAAACAAUUAGUAAGUCUCUUCAGAGUAAUGACAGCCGAAGAUUUGAAGGAAAAAAGUUUUACAAGAAAGUUGGCUUACUCUAUCGAAAAACUCCCAGCAGGCAAUUUUGCAAUCGGUGAUUAUAUAACUCAGGAGGCUCUGAUCGAUUUGACCGUUAUGCAAGAAGAUUUCUAUUACGAGCAAAGUGUGGUUAUGUUACGAAAAAGUUCCCCUUACACUGAAAAAAUAAGUCAGUUUCUGGGACGCCUCCAUGCUUCUGGUCUAAUACUAGCCUGGGAAACUCAGGUCGUUCUGAAGCACAUGAAUUUCGAGGUUCAGCUUGAAGUGAGAUAUUCUCGGGCGCGCAAGGAAGUGGAGGCCUUUGAACCACUUAAUUUUCGACAUGUGGUGGGAGUUUUCUUCAUAUACGCCCUAGGCGUUUUAAUUUCCGUAGCGCUUUUCUUCAUGGAGAUAGUGUGGAACAGAAAUAUAACAGCUUGGCUUCUGAUAUCAGGAUUGGUCAUAGACAAUGCCUAUGGAGGAGGCUUGGCGUCCGUGUUCACCGUGCCUACUUACGAGCCUUCAAUAGACACAGUACAGGAUUUAGUUGAUCGAGGAAUGGAGUGGGGGGCUACAGAGGAUGCUUGGGUCUAUUCGUUAAACACAUCUACUGACCCAUUUGUAAAACAAUUAGUAAGUUUAUUCAGAGUAAAAUCCGCAGAAGAACUGAAAGAAUUAAGCUUUACAAGAAAGAUGGCGUAUCCUUUUGAAAAGCUACCUGGAGGAAAUUAUGCUAUCAGGAAGUAUAUAACAAAGGAAGCAUUGGUUCAUUUGUCUACUAUGACUGAAGACUUCUAUUAUGCGUAUUGCGUAAUAAUGUUGAGAAAAAGUUCUCCGUAUACAGAGAAACUAAAUCAAUUGAUUGGCCGCCUUCAGGAAUCAGGCUUAUUACUAGCUUGGGAAAACCAGGUGGCAUUGAAAUAUAUGAACUAUGAAGUACAACUCCAAGUAAGGCUUUCUCGCCUACGAAAGGACGGGGAUACCGUUGAGCCUCUUCAUUUUCGACAACUAGUGGGAGUUUUCUUCAUAUACGCCCUAGGCGUCUUAAUAUCUGUAGCGCUUUUCUUCAUGGAGAUAAUAUGGAAUAAAAAACUAAUAAAGAAUUAUUUUUAUUAGAAUAGUUUGUCGCUCGAAAUAAAUUUUAUCUUUUGUUUCGUGCUAUUCCAAAUAAUUGAUUUAUUUCUUCUUAUUUUUUGUCGUUCUAUCUUGUAACGGGAAUAAAAUAAAAUAAAACUAUUAGUGACUAUUAAAUAUGGUUUAGCAUUCAUUGAUUAUUAAAAAAAUCGGUCCCCUGUUGCUUGCAUAUGUAGAGUUGCAUGAUAAGGGAACGAAGACAAACUUCAAAUACUGGAUAGUUCAAGAUCAUGCGAGAGUUACUGACAACUAUGUAAGUAAGCUUCUUUAUAAAUAAUAAUUAAAUUUAUUUUAACAUCAAUUUAUUCUUAAAAAAUGGGCACCGUUAUGCAAACUGAAACUAACCCACAUACGUUAAGUAUACCUACGUGCAGAUGGUCGCGGAAUCCAGUUCUUUACCUUCCCUAAAAAUAUUUAAGUCAAAAUACCAACCUACCAAGAAGAUAUCAACUUGCUUUCAGGGUGACCUAAAAAGGAGACCUUUAUGGGGUAAUUAGAAUAAUGUCGAAUAUUUCCAAUAGGUUUUCGUUGCGCUAAUAGGAACUAAGCUUCUGCUUUCAGAGUAGGUACUAAACAUAAAUAGAAUUACUUUUUAUGGGUUCCUACCUAAAUAUAAUCAUGUCGCAAUAGAUAUUUCGAUUAU